UAAAAAUGUCAGAUACUAGCCAAGCCAGCACUAAGAAAAAGAAGGAGCCUGUGUAUCCAGUCAAACAUACUAAUGAGUGGGACCCAAGCCAACCGGAUGAGUAUGUCAAGGAGCCGAAUAUUUACAAUGACCAAUAUCAUGUCAUUGGGGAAAGAAGAGAUAGCAAUUUUAUGAAAAUUGCUGAUAAGCUUAGAGAUGAUAGGAAUGGGUUCUAUGAAGUAGACCCCUCGGGGUACAAUUUUUACCAGCAUAUCAUUCGGAAAUUCAACCAGAAGGGUGAUAAAGAUUGAUUCAUGGAACUUACAUCGAUGGUCCUUGAUGAUUUAAAGAGCAACGGGUUGAAGCAAGGUGAUGUAUCUUUGUUUAACAAGACAUUCAAUGGGGAAAAUCAUCAAAGAGAAAGCAUUUUGAUGUGUAUGGCCAAGGAAGGCAAGAUCUAUCCAAUAUCUUGGUUAUUAGAAUCUCUAGUUCUUGAAAAUAUGAAUCAAAUGAUAGAUGUUAACCACACAGAUGGUUCAGGGCAAACCCUCCUUCACGCCUUAUGAUCUAGAUCGAAAGCUCAGGAAGCUUUUGAUAUCUAUUGUGAUAAUAAAGAGUAUUAUGAAUUUGAUUUGGAUAUCAGAGAUACAGAAGAUAUGUCUAUCAUGGAAAUGUUCAUGAAAGCAGGCAUGCUCGCGAGGAGCAUCGAUAAAAGAAACUUCGGGUUUUUUAAAGAAGCCAUUGAAGUGGCCAUGUUCCAGAUAGAGGAGGGUGAAGAAUGAUGCAUACCUGAUAGUUAUUCAGAGGCUGGAGAGAUGGGAAUUAGCUUUAUUGCAGAUGUAGUUUUAUGCCCUGAUUUGGAAUUUUUGGAGUACAUCCUGAAUGCACAUUUUUAUGAAGCUGACAGUUUGUAUGAAAUAAUUAAGAUUGGAGAUCUUACCUCUGAGCUUAACAAGUUUUGUGAGAUAAUGGGAACAUCCCCGAUUAUUUCAAUCCUUAAAAAUGGAGAUUUCAGGAAGAUUAAAUUAAUCUUGGAUUACAUCACAAAGCACAAGACUAUUAAGAUCAACCUUGAGGUAAAAGAUCGAGUCUUCAGAAAUGUUGUGCACUGUGUUUUUGAGAAUAAGAAUCUAAGCAAUCAAGACUUCCUUCAUAUCUUCAUUAAUUAUAUCAAGAAUUUAACUUUGGACAUGCUCGUAGAGUCUGAAAAUUUUAACUUCAACUCCUUGUAUAAUUCAGCUACUAAAAGUGGACACUCUGCACUCACUCUCUUGUUUGCAAGAAUGAAGCCUGAGCAUCAAGGUGUCAAAGACUAUCGAUUAGUCUUUGACCACAUAUUGCAGAUGACUGAUUUCAAGAAGCUAGUCGAAGAACCAGUGACCAUUAACCCUUUUGAAAAAUGUAUUGAAUGCGGUCUCUCUGAUUAUUUUCAAAGCAUUUUAGAAAAUGAGGGGCACUCAAACUUCUUCACUCUGAACACAUUCUCCUUUAUUUCCUUUUCUAAAGGAGGCAAAUGUAUUUAUGAUAAUGAUCAUUCUCCAAUUGAGCUAGCUUUUAGGCAUGGACAUCCUAAAAUGAUUCAGUACGUUAUUGACAGCUUAAGUGAGAUAGAAUCGUUUAUGUUCGUAUCAAACGAGAAAAUGAUCUCACUUUAUGGCAUUCUAAUGUCUGUACACUCUACACUUACCAAAAUUGAUGUAAAUGUUUCUGAAAAUGAUAAUGACUCGGUCCUAUCAUGUUUGUACAGACAAUUUCGGGAUAAAAUCUUAGGCAUAACUGCACAAGGACUCCAAAAUCUAGACAAAAAUAGCAUUACAGUUGACUCAGAAGGAAGAACAGCAGAAGAGUUUUUGAAAUUUUUACUUACUUCUGCUGGAAAAAAUUAUGAACACAAAUUAUGGAGUUUAUGGAACGAAGAAGCUGAAGGAGAGGAAGUUGAAGAAGAAAAUGAAUUUCAGAAUAUAGUUGAUUAUUGACUGUCCAAAGCACUUGAUACUGAAGAAAAGAUAUGCUCUCAAUGGUUUUUCAAGAGACUAUGAAGUUGGAUUGAUGACCUAAUUCAAAAUAAUAGUUGUGAUGUGUCUAAUAUCUUAGAAGUUUACAGCAAUCACGUAAUAUCUUCAUUGAAGUUGAUGAUAAAUCGCCCUGAAUGCAAAUACAAAUAACCUUUAUCUUGAAAAUCUCAAGAAGGAAGAGGACAAUGAAGGAGAAGAUGAUGAUGAGUAUGAAUCCUCAAGGGAUAAUCUAUUUGGGAUUUGAAAAUACAUACCUGAAGUUGAUAUGAACAGCUAUAUCCAAUCAAGGUGUGCAAUAUAUAGAGCCCAUCCUAAAAGUGAUACUAGUUACUUAGAUAUUAUAUCAAUUUUUGAAAGUUUACAGAAGUGGGACUCUACUUUGAGCGACGCACAGAAAAUGCUCGCGUUUGAUAAAUAUACCGAAACCUUAAACCAAUGGCAGCUAAAAAUUGGUUAUAAAGAAGAAAUGAGACUGCUUUGUAAAUAAGAUCGUUGAGACAUUGACCUUGUAUGAUUACAAAUUCAAUGUUUAUGAUCUUGAAUCGCCUAUAAUCCGUUGUUUGACCUUUCUAUUUAAGGUACUGAUGGUUCAUAAAGAAUACUCUUGAGUUAUAGCCUUACAGGAAUUUGUCAAGAAGAAUGUGAACAGGUUCAAAGAGUACAUCACAAAUCUCACUGAAUCCUCAGAAGAAGAAGGUGAAGGAGACUCAGGCAACGAUGUGGAACGGAAUAUGAAGACAAAGAAGGGCUGUGGAAGAAUUGUCAUUAAAUUUCUGGAGAAUUUGAAAGUGGAUGCUCCACUGGUGCUGAGUGAAGAUGUGGAUUUAGAUGUGGUCUUGGAGAUGCUGAAGGGAGUCAUUGGGCUAGGUGGGUUUUGGAAGCUAGGAUUGAGUUAUAAUUAUUGGAGAACAAAAGUGAUCAGAGAAGGCAUGGAGAUAGAUGAGGAGACCAAAAAACUCAAGAAAGUGAUAAAAAUGAUGAAGGUUAUUGAGAGAUUUAAGGAGUGAUGUUAUUUAUCAAAUUUGCUGCAAAAUUUGGUAUGAUUUGAAGAUGAUAAUGAUAUAUUGAAAGAUGUUCUUGAGUGGGAAACUCCACUGAAGUUAAUCUCAACAGGUAGCUUUCCUUUAAAAACUUGCAAUAAUAUAUCUGGAAUUGUCAAAAAUGAUCUCCUCUACUUGUUUAUUAUUGCUGCAACAUACAAGAAUUUUGAAGCUUGAAACAUACUUCUCAGAAAUAAUAUCACUUACUCUAAUAAUAAUCAGUCUGAAAACAGGUUCGAUGAACAUUUGAGUUUGGAGGAAUUCUUAAAAUUUUACCCUACCAAACCAGAAAUACUGAAGGAUUUAGUUCAGAGUGAACAAAUUUUUGAAAUUUUGUGAAAUAUUGCUGAGAAACAUUGGGAAAGUGUUAAAAGAAAAGACCAAAAAUGGAUUUCACAAUUAUUUAAAAUUGAGGAAAAACCGAUAUUUAGAAUGGACUAUCGAAUUAAAAAGGAGCCCCAGAAUUCGAAUGACUCUUCUUCAGAAGGUUAUGAAGGAGAAGAGAGUGAUGAUGAGCCAGAAGUUGAUGAAAGAGUCUUGACUAGUAUUAGAGCUAUCACCAUGAAGGAUGAAGAAAUACCAGAUUUUAACUACAAUUUCUUUUAUGGCAACACCUAUGCCCUAGACUCACUGGUUCAGACCCAUAGUGUGGCCCAAAUCAAGCACUUAAACAGUUUAGGAUACCAAAUUGGUAAGAUAAUUUCCUUCAGACGAAAAUAA
Moneuplotes crassus is the source of this 3754-nucleotide messenger RNA. NCBI's taxonomy places the organism in Eukaryota, Ciliophora, Spirotrichea, Euplotida, Euplotidae. The record is from the annotation of a GenBank genome assembly.